This is a messenger RNA of Aaosphaeria arxii CBS 175.79, 1408 nucleotides long. RefSeq lists its product as uncharacterized. The coding region runs from base 283 to 1290 and encodes 335 amino acids. The record is from RefSeq and is a predicted model, not a curated record. The transcript has 2 exons. Lineage: Eukaryota; Fungi; Ascomycota; Dothideomycetes; Pleosporales.
CUUCUCUCCUAGGUCGCUGUGGAUAACGCGCCUUGUCGUCUGUCCAAAUCAGAGAAGUGCACAGUCCUGUAUAAUUAAGCUUAUUUUGCUCCUUCUUCCUUCUCAAGCCAGCUAUUAGGUUCCUGUGUUUUUGUCUCACCUUACGCCACCAAGAAUUGGCCACCAAGAAUUGACCACCUGUCCAGCCGCGUCUACAAAAUAAUGAGCGCACGCCCUUGAGCCUUGUCACUUCUUCCUCUUAUCUAUCUUAAACUUGUUGUCUACCCGAACUCGGCCAUCACCAUGCGGGCGUCGAAACUUGCCUUCGGCCUUGUUUGCGGUCCCCUCAUCUGCUGUUAUGUUGUUUGUGCUGCAUGUUGCUGUCCAAGCCGUCUUCGCCGCUGUUCAGGAUCCGAGAGCAAAAAACGCUUUGAGAGGCGACAAAAGGUUGCUCCAAGGCCUCUAGCAGUACGACCGCCUGAGAGAAAUCUCACAAUUCCUGUCCCACGCAAAGUACGGCGAAUGUCCGACAAACAUGAAGCCUCCUCGGAAUCUCUUGCGGGAAAAACGCUUGACCAGACCCAAUCGCGAUUGAUGCGCUUGCCAUUUGAGCUUCGUGAAAUGAUCUUCAGAGCCGUUGUUGGCGACAAAACCAUGCACAUAGUUCUGAAAGAGAAUAAAUUAGGCCAUUACGAGUGUCUUACGCCGCACGAGACGUUUUGUGACACAUUUCAGCCGGACCAAUAUCUCAGGCUAAGAGGCUGCGGCCGGGGGACUGUUGACAGUUCAAAUAUAUGGGCGCCGAAUAGGAAGUAUGCGAGGGGUGAUGUCACGGAUGGCGACAUCAUUCCUUUCUUGCAGACUUGUCGACAAAUCUACUCCGAAUCCAUCAAAUUAUUAUAUUCGACAAACACAUUUUCAUUUCAUGAUCUGGAUUGCAUACGGUACUUUUCCUCUACAAUUUUGCCACGCCGCUUUGAACUCGUACAAUCUCUCACCUUGGAAUGGCUUUUAGCCUGGCCGAUUUACGACCCCGUAGGCCAAAAUAUUCUUCUAUCUGCUCCAGCUCUAUAUCCUCCCCAUGACGAAGCAACUUGGGAAGCAACUUGGCGAAUCAUUGCUUCAAUGCCAAAAUUGAAGCGCCUAUUUGUUGGUUUAUUUUAUUUUGAUGGGUUCAGAGAUCCCGAAUUCGAAGCGCAGAUGCUGGCACCGCUGAUGGAGGUGACUCGGCCGAAGGAGUUCAAGCUUUAUCCUACAUGGCAACUAAAAGCUAUUGAAGGUGCGCCGUUUGAGGUAGUGAAUUAUUCCUAGGAAACCUGAAGCUGAAUUGAUGGUGGAGAUGCCACGCUAUCAGCCCUAUGGGUGGACUUCGUAGUUUUUGUGCUCUAGGCAGAGUAUGCAUAUAACUCUGAUGAAAUAAAAAUAUAAU